ACUAUUCAAAUUUAAAUAAUUUAGUAAAGUAGUCAGUCAGUCAUUAUCACUUAAGUAUUUAGCCGUAACAGAUUCUUAAUAAAAUGAAUACCAAAGAAAAAUUAGAUUAUAUUAAUCAACAUAUCGGUGUACAUCCCGACUUUCCCAAAAAAGGCAUUGUAUUUCGCGAUAUUUUUGGAGCCUUAACUGAUGGCCAAGCUUGUAAAUAUAUUAAAGAAAUUUUAUUGGAACAUGUACGCACAGAACAUCCCGAUGUAGAAAUUAUUGUUGGUUUAGAAUCGCGUGGUUUCCUAUUUAAUCUGAUGUUGGCAUCAGAAUUGGGCAUUGGUUGUGCUCCCAUACGCAAGAAGGGCAAACUGCCCGGAAAAUGUGUUUCUGUUGAAUAUACUUUAGAAUAUGGUUCGGACAUUUUCGAAAUCCAAACAGAUGCUAUUAAACCCGGUCAAAAAGUGCUUAUCAUUGAUGAUUUAUUGGCUACCGGGGGUUCCUUGGAGGCUGCUGUUAAACUAGUGCGUAAAGCAGGCGGUGAAGUUGUUAAGUGUUUGGUUGUUAUGGAAUUGGAAUUUUUAGAGGGUCGCAAGAAAGUCGAUGGCAAAGUCCAUUCUCUACUAAAAUACUAAAAAAUGUAAAAUAUAAUGAGGCACAAUUUACUUUUUAAAAAAGCAAUAGAAGACACUUCUACCUGAUACUAUGCAUUUACAUGUUUUUAAAAGAAUAUAUUUUUGUGUAAAACUUUUUUAUAUGAAUAAAUACCUAUAUGUAUGUAGCUUUUUUAAACAGAAAAA
Calliphora vicina (urban bluebottle blowfly) is the source of this 785-nucleotide messenger RNA. RefSeq names its product adenine phosphoribosyltransferase (gene Aprt). Gene Ontology annotation, cellular component: cytoplasm. The record is from RefSeq and is a predicted model, not a curated record. Gene Ontology annotation, molecular function: AMP binding; adenine binding; adenine phosphoribosyltransferase activity. The transcript is spliced from 3 exons. NCBI's taxonomy places the organism in Eukaryota, Metazoa, Arthropoda, Insecta, Diptera, Calliphoridae. The coding region runs from base 84 to 620 and encodes 178 amino acids. Gene Ontology annotation, biological process: AMP salvage; adenine salvage.